This is a messenger RNA of Chaetura pelagica (chimney swift), 471 nucleotides long. Its product is annotated as proline-rich protein 9-like. Lineage: Eukaryota; Metazoa; Chordata; Aves; Apodiformes; Apodidae. Bases 1 to 471 code for a protein of 156 amino acids. The transcript has a single exon. The record is from RefSeq and is a predicted model, not a curated record.
AUGUCUUACUUACAGCAGUGCAAGCAGCCCUGCCUGCCCCCCCAGGUCUGUGUGCAGAAGUGCUCCAAGUGUGUGGAGCCCUGCAAGACGGUCUGCGUGGAGCCCUGUGGGGAGGUCUGUGUGAAGCCCUGCCCUGUACCCUGUGUGGAGGUCUGCCCAGCACCCUGUGCCACCCAGUGCACCCAGUCCUGCAGCACCCAGUGCGUGGAGUCCUGUGCCCCCCGGUGCAUUGAUGUCUGUGUCAAGCCUUGUCCCACCCAGUGCCCCCAGUCCUGCAGCACCCAGUGCGUGGAGCCCUGUGCCCCCCGCUGCAUUGAUGUCUGUGUCCAGCCCUGUCCCACCCAGUGCCCAACCAAGUGUGUGGAGCCUUGCCCAGCCCCCUGUGUGGAGGUGUGUGCCACCAAGAGUGUUGAAACUUGCGAGACCGUGUGCCUGGAGCCCUGCACCACCUGCUGCUCCCGUCCCUGCUGA